This is a messenger RNA of Benincasa hispida (wax gourd), 1115 nucleotides long. RefSeq lists its product as uncharacterized. The record is from RefSeq and is a predicted model, not a curated record. NCBI's taxonomy places the organism in Eukaryota, Viridiplantae, Streptophyta, Magnoliopsida, Cucurbitales, Cucurbitaceae.
CUUUUUCAAUAUAAAUCAACAUUCUCCGCCAUCUAUUUUUUCAAUUCCAUUUGAAUUUUAAUUUUCCUUGCUAAAAAAUUAUGGCAAAUCUUCCCCGCAUUGGCCGUACACGCCAACGUCCUUCUGCGGUGGCGCCGCCACUUCUCGCCGCCGUACAGCCUACUGCGGAACCGAAGCCUGAAAUUUCGCCGUUUGCUCCGACGAGUAUCCAAACUCAACCUAUAGAACCCACCACGCCGGCGCCGGCUUCUCCUCUGAGACAAUCCCCUCGCCUGAUUACCUCUCCGCCGAAGAAAGCCACGUCACCCUUUGCGUCGCCAAAAUAUGGAGAUUCUCUCACACGUGUGGACAGCCCGCCGGCGGCAAAGGCCACACGGUCGCCUCCGGAUUCGCCUACAAAUAAAUAUUUGGAGACGAGGAAUGGGGAAACAACCCCACCUCUGUCACCGGCCAAGUCCCGGCGAACCAAGACGCCGCCGCUUUCUCCUCUUACUCUGCCACGUACCCCAGUGAUAUCCUGGGAUGAAACUACUGCUUUACCCAGGACUCAACCGGUGGUGGAGACGAAAGGCAUUGUGUACAACAAGGCCGUUGAGAAGCCGACAAAGACUGAUCGGCCGUCGGAGUACGGCUCCGGCAAGCCACACCAAAAGCAGCAGGCGACGGCAGAGGUCAUAAAUCUCAAUGGACAUAACGUCGGCGCCGUCAUGGAAAUAAAUAAGUCAUCCGACGGCUAUCGUUUGGGCGGAGAAACCGUAAAAAAUAAGGAAACAAAAGGCGGCGGCGUCCACCAUGGACAUAAAGAGAAGAACAAGGGAGCAAAGAUAGUACCGCCGGUGACAGCAUUUAUGAACACUAACUUUCAGAGUAUAAACAAUUCGAUUCUGUACGACUCGUCGUGCAACCACCAUGAUCCCGGCCUGCAUCUCUCGCUUCCCGAAUCAGUGGAUGGCGACGGAGCCACUGUUUACGGCCAUAAGAGUUACAAGCCCAAUCGCCAGUGAGGAUGGACGGAGAAGUACUAUUUUAAUUACAUGAAAUAAGCCAAUUAUGGGAUGUAUGGAUAAAUAUAUAAGAUUUAAUAAAAUAUAUAUUAUGAGAAAUUUCCCUUAAAA